AUUCACAAACAAUCAAAUUUGUGUUUUUUUUUUUAAUCAUGAUCAUGAACAUCAGUCAGAUAAUGAAAUAUGUAAAUGGCUAUAAGGAAAUCACCUUUCCAAAACCCACAUAGGUUUUUCAAUCAACGAAGCACAAGACAAUACCAGACAGCAAGUGUUACUCAGUUGCUGCAGGAGUUUCUUCAAUGACUUCUCUUUUUCACAAAUUUCAAGAGGUUGUGAAAACUCUAGCCAAAAGUCCCACAGAUGCUACAAGUACAAAGGACCUUAAACGUCUCUUUAUUUUAACCAGCUGCAAUCGUUUGGGAAGGAAUGCUGAUAAGGCUGACGCAAAGGAUAUCAUUGAAAUGGCCAAUAAAUUUUAUGUUGCUGAACAGCAGAAACAGAUCCAAGAAAACAUCCAUUUUCAAAUUAAAAACUUCUGCACAGCUAUGAAUGAUAUUCUUCUUCCUGAUGCGAGAAAGAGAAGUAGGAAGGAUGAAGCACCUGCACAAUCAAAUGCUUUUUCUGUUGGCAAGAGUGGUCCACCUACUGAUCGUCAUGCUAUACCUGAGAUGAGGCGGUUGAGUCAUGCUGAAGUAUCACAGAGUUUAAAGGAUCACAUUGGUUACACACUUGAUGUGAAGCCAUCUCUGAUGCCCCAUGAAAAAGCUGGACAAGGUUUGCUCAUAAACGGUGAGGCUGAUGCUGGCGCUGUUAUUGCCAUAUACCCUGGCAUCAUACACAGUCCUGCUUAUUACCAGUACAUCCCAGGGUACCCAAGAAUUCAUGCCCGGAACCGGUACUUGAUCACUAGACAUGAUGGGACAGUUAUCAAUGCACAACCUUGGGGUUUUGGUGGUGAAAUUCGUGAAGUGUGGGAUGGCUUCACAGUGCCAGAAAUCAUGCCUAAUGUGCAAAGUACUGGUAAAGAUGGUCCAGAGCUAGUCUGGAGGGUGUUGAGUAAGCCUUUGGAAGGUACUGGGGUUGGUUCUAUUGGUGAUGUCUUGGAGAGGAGAAACCCAUUAGCUUUGGCUCAUUUUGCCAACCAGGUAGCAGUGGGCAUGCAUCAAAAUGUUAUGGCUUGCCCUUAUGACUUCCCACUGACCGAGAUGGAUAUGAGGACCUAUAUACCAAAUGUAUCGUUUGCAAAUCCAGAAGUGAAUAUUAGAAGAUAUGGCAGUUUUUGGUUCAGUUCCAAAAGCAGUGAAUCCAAUGUUCCUGUUCUCAAGACUCUCGUACUAGUCGCUACUAGGGCACUCUGUGAUGAAGAAGUGCUCGUAGACUACAGGUUGACAAACAUGAAGUGUUAGCCACUAUGGUGUACUCCUGUGAAUGACCGGAGGUGAUGGAGAACAUGAGUCGAUAUCGAAAAUGGGUUUCAAGAGAAGCUAGACUUUUCCUUGGCGUACCAGCAAGCUUCUGUGUUGAACCUCAUAAAAAACUACAUUGUAGAAGCUUGACAUGUUAUGAUUAUACACUGAAAAUACAAAAUUGUUUCAGACAAUAUAUAAUAGUUUGAGUUACAAAAUUACCAGCAGAGUUGGAGCCUCUGUGGCUCUUGAGCA
Molecule: messenger RNA, 1547 nt
Organism: Populus trichocarpa (black cottonwood)
Lineage: Eukaryota; Viridiplantae; Streptophyta; Magnoliopsida; Malpighiales; Salicaceae
Exons: 4
Coding region: 186-1292 (368 amino acids)
Source: RefSeq, a predicted model, not a curated record